AGAGAUUCGCGACCCGUGACCGCGCCCAAUCCUCGGCCUCGCUUCCGCCGGUGGCUGCCGGGGGGCGUCGAGCACCCAACCCCCACCCGCGCCGCUGCAAGGCGAAAGCAGACACACACGAAGACGAAGGCGAGAACCAUGGCGCCACCCGCCGCGUCCCUCUCCCUCGUCUGCUGCGUCCCCUUCCCCGCCCCAGGCCCCCGCCGCGCCUCCACCUCCUCCACCAGGAGGCUUCCCAGAUUCGCGGCCAGGAGUAGCAGCGGCGGCUCACGCCCGGAGCCCAAAACAGGUGACAACGAGAGCAAGGCCGUCCUCGACGCCUUCUUCCUCGGGAAGGCCUUCGCGGAGGCGCUCACGGAGCGGGUCGAGUCGGUGGUGGGCGAGGUGUUCAGCGUCGUCGGGCAGUGGCAGGCCGAGCAGCAGAAGCAGGUGCAGGAGUUCCAGGAGGAAGUAGUUCAAAGAGCCCAAAAAGCCAAGGAGAGAGCUGCAACAGAAGUCACUGAUGAUAAGGGGCCAAAGACUCUAAGGGAACCUUCAGCAACAAUUGUCACACCUGCACCUACGUCACCUCCCCCUGCUACUCCCACACAGGCAGAAUAGUCCUAACCUUCUUGGUGGUGAUGAAGAGUUGCUGGUUACUCCCACACAGGCAGAAACAGUCCUAGCCUUCUUGGUGGUGAUGAAGGGUUGCUGGUUACUCCCACACAGGCAGAAUAUUCCUAGCCUUCUUGGUGGUAAUGGAGAGUUGCUGCUGCACGUAGAGGCAGUUCUAUGUGCCAAAAAAAAAAGUUGUAGGGACCCUCACCUGAUAUGUAUCAAUCAAAAUAGCCUUUGACAGUGAAACUCUAGCAUUUCAGUCGAAAAUCAAAGGAACAAAUUUUCAUAUGAGUGGAAUAGUAUACAUUAUUCUUAAGAAACACAGCUUCAAAAAACCUUGAAAACAAGAUGUGAUGGUUGUCUUGAUGUAUGCUAUUUGCCUAAUUAUAACUUUGAAUGAGGAUUCUGCUGCAAAA
Setaria italica (foxtail millet) is the source of this 1013-nucleotide messenger RNA. RefSeq lists its product as uncharacterized. Gene Ontology annotation, biological process: thylakoid membrane organization. NCBI's taxonomy places the organism in Eukaryota, Viridiplantae, Streptophyta, Magnoliopsida, Poales, Poaceae. The record is from RefSeq and is a predicted model, not a curated record. The transcript is spliced from 3 exons. Gene Ontology annotation, cellular component: chloroplast thylakoid membrane. Bases 139 to 600 code for a protein of 153 amino acids.